Molecule: messenger RNA, 1632 nt
Organism: Lathyrus oleraceus (garden pea)
Lineage: Eukaryota; Viridiplantae; Streptophyta; Magnoliopsida; Fabales; Fabaceae
Product: 2,3-bisphosphoglycerate-dependent phosphoglycerate mutase 2
Exons: 9
Coding region: 171-1151 (326 amino acids)
Biological process (GO): glycolytic process
Molecular function (GO): intramolecular phosphotransferase activity
Source: RefSeq, a predicted model, not a curated record
GAAAAAAAUCUCGAAACGGCAUCGUAAGGACCUCUUACAGUUACACACAAGUCGCGCUACUCACACGCUCUUGGUACCAUUUUCGAAUCUCGGUGGUAGGUACCACAGUUUCUUGUCUUCUUCCCCCUUCCAAACUUUGACUCAUUUCGACACGCAGCCAUUCUCAGACAAUGGCUGCUACUUUUUUUCACCAAACUGCAUGUCUUCAUGGUUGGCCUGUUGAUGUCCCUACUUUUGGAUCUUCUAGAUUAUUUCGGAAGUUAAUCUCAACGCGCUUUAUUUGCAAUGCUAGUCACCAUAAAUUGUACCCUAUUUUUGCAUCAGUUUCUCGUGCUUCUGUUGUUGAUCACACAUCAUCACACUCCACUUCUCAUCACUCAUCAACUGAGAGUGCUUUGAUAUUGAUUCGUCAUGGCGAGUCUAUGUGGAAUGAGAAGAACUUGUUUACCGGAUGUUGUGAUGUGCCUUUAACUAGGAGAGGAGUAGAGGAAGCCAUUAAAGCUGGUAAGAGGAUUAGCUAUAUACCGAUUGAUCUAAUCUUUACAUCUGGGCUAAUCCGAGCACAGAUGACAGCUAUGCUUGCAAUGACUCAGCACGUCGAAAAGAAGGUUCCUGUUAUCCUACAUAAUGAGAGUGAACAGGCAACAACAUGGAGUGGAGUAUACAGUGAAAAAACCACGAAGCAAUCCAUUCCAGUUAUAACAACUUGGGAGUUGAAUGAAAGAAUGUACGGGGAGUUACAGGGUCAUAACAAGAAAGAGACUGCAGAAAAAUAUGGGAAGGAUCAAGUACAUGAGUGGCGUCGAAGUUAUGAUAUUUCACCUCCCAAGGGUGAGAGCUUGGAAAUGUGUUCGCGGAGAGCUGUUGCCUAUUUUAAGGAUUUUAUUGAACCGCAGCUGAAGUCAGGAAAACAUGUGAUGGUUGCUGCUCAUGCCAACUCACUGAGGUCUAUUAUAAUGUAUCUGGAUGGACUGACCUCUCAAGAGGUCACUAGUUUAGAGUUGUCAACUGGUAUACCAUUGCUUUACAUAUAUAAAGAGGGGAAGUUUAACAGUAGAGGAAGUCCUGUGGGACCUACAGAAGCUGGCGUUUAUGCAUAUACUCAGAGCUUAGCAGUUUACAGACAACAGUUGGAUGAUAUAUCGCAUUGAAGUUAUUUUUCCCGCUUCAUGUGAAAAUAAAAAAUGGUAUAGACAUGGUGGUGUAUAUUCAUUUUUGGUGGGUGGUUUCAUAGUUUACUUUUUUGAGUGUGGCUGUUCUGAGAAUUUUAUCUGUCUUCUCGUAUGCCCUUAUAAGUUAUAACCCUUCCAAAAUUCAAGAUUAUCAGAAGGACUUAAUCAAUCAUGAACAAUUUCAAAUCUGUGAUGACAAAAGAAUGGGAGUCCCAAAGAUUUUCUGCACAGUUGCCCCUGAUCAAUUUUGGAUGGAGAGAUAGUGAAAAACAAGUAUGAUCAACUGAUCAUAUAUCAUAGGUAAAACUACCAUGUAUUAGAACUUGUAGGAAAAUGAAUUUACGGUUGAAGAAUGAAAACAAUAUCCCGUCAUUUAUACUUUUACAAAAGGGUUGUUCAUUUGUUGUCUCUCAUCAUAUAUAUGAUCAAGGAAAAAAACAUUUUAGGGAGUUGAUUUCGA